GUAGUUCAGGCUAUUAAAGUGACCGUUUUCUUUGUUUGUAGAAAAUUUUAAUAUCCGUCAAUUGGUUUUAUAAUUUAAAUAGUACUAUUUUGAAGAAUAGUAAUAAAUAUUAUAAAUUUUAAAGGAUUCUUAGAUAAAAACUCUUAGAUAAAACUUAAUAGUAUAAUUUUAAAUAUUAUUAAACUUCUAUACUAAAAUAGUUUUUAUUGAUGAUAAAUUUAUUUGAAAAUUAAGUCAGUUGAUUAAUUCCUCAAUAGUUUAUUCAUUGAUUUGACAGUAUAUAAUUUAAAAAAAACGUGUAUGGAAUCAGAUAAGUUGAAAUUUGUGUGCAUGACAUUCGAUUUAAAACAUAAUAAUGUCCGAUAUAAAAAAUGUUUUAUCUCUAUUAUGUCAGCAUUUAAAUUUGUCAAUUAAUGUUAUGAUGAAACCUGAGUAUUUUAGACAAGCAAAAUUCAAUGGCAUGGAUGAAAAUAUCGACAAAAUAUUUUGGAAAAUAUUAAAUAUUUUAAGUUAUUAUGCUGUGAAAGAGAAACAAAUUGAAACUAAUUUUGAACAAUAUGAUAUAAUAUGGGCUACUAAAUUAUACUUUGCAUAUUUACAAUAUCCAGCAAUAGAGUUUUAUGCUCUAACUGAACAAAAUAAAAAUAGCAGAGCACUAUUAUUAGCAUUUGCAUGGCUUCUUGGAACACAAAAUAUUUUGAAUAUUAUCAUUCAGAUAAAUCUUUCUAAUAGCAUAUUAGCAAGAGAAUUUUCAUACUCAAAUAACUUAGAAAAAAAAGAAACAGAAUGUUAUAUACCAGAAUCGAUCAUUGCACAAAUUAACAAUGUAUUGUACUUAAAUGGUAAAGUAAAUUAUAAUAUAAAAGAGAUAUCUGAAUUGAUUUCUGAGAGGACUAAAUUAGUAAGUAAAAUUCAUGCUGCAAGCAAUAAAAUUUGUGGACUGCCACAUCUAAGUGUAUCAGAAGCAGCACUAAUAAAACGUAUUUCAACAAUUAAUAAAGAUGUUCUAUCUAAUGAAGAUAAAAAACAUAUAAAAGAAUUAUCCACUAUUGCUAAUUUAUUAAAUAUACAUAUAAAAUGGAUGAAGAAAGAACAUAUAUUUUUUGAAUGGAUGAUAACAGUAAUACAAGAACACAAUAAGUUACAAAAUGUCAAUUUAGAAGAUAUGGAUUGGAAUGAAGUUUCGAAGUUCAUUUCCUUAUUAUGUUGUAUAAUUCAAGAAAAAUUAGAAACAUUAUCAUCUAAAGAGAAACCUAUGAAUUUUCUAAACUGUGAACGUAAAUGCAUUUCGCGUUUAUUAAAAGUUCAGAUAGAAGAUAGUAAUACAGAAAUAGAAAAAUGGUUAAUGGAAAUUUCUACCGAAUUGAAUGAAAAGACAGAAAAUAUAGCUAAAAAGAAAGAGAUGCUUUUUAAGAAACUGGAAAAAAUUUUACAAUCAAUUCCCUAUUGUGUGCAAGUUUAAUUUUCAUAAUUAAAAAAAUAUCCAUAUCUUCUUUUAUGAUUAUU
Messenger RNA from Apis dorsata (giant honeybee), 1506 nucleotides. RefSeq names its product tubulin epsilon and delta complex protein 1-like. The coding region runs from base 356 to 1462 and encodes 368 amino acids. The transcript has 5 exons. NCBI's taxonomy places the organism in Eukaryota, Metazoa, Arthropoda, Insecta, Hymenoptera, Apidae. The record is from RefSeq and is a predicted model, not a curated record.